UGCGCGGUCGAGCUCCGGGGCUGCUGGGGUGGUGUGGUGCGUGGCGCCGGUGCCGCUGAGGCUCAGUGGGGCGAGUGGGUGCCCUCCCGGCUCCUGGACGGGCUGCUGAGGUUACCGCUUCCGCCACCACGGAUUCGCACCUGGCCCUGGCGGUUCCCGGCGCAGGAACUGAGACACCCUUGCGGCUUUACCUGGAGGCGUGGCUGGGGACUCGAUCAUCGCCGAGCAACCCCAGGUGUGCUCGAGCUCCAGCGCCUCGGUCGGGAGAGGCUCGGCAGAGCGACUCUCCAGUCUCCUCUCCAGCAGGUGGGACGCCAUACUGCGCGCCUCCCUCCUCUGGCCGCCCAGCCUUCCAGCAGCACUCCUGCCGACCUUUGGCCGGUUAACUCCCGAAAUUUAGGCGAGAUUACCAUCUUCAGACAGCCCCGUGUGCAGAAUCGGGAGAGUGUGCUCCUGCGCCUGGCGUCGGGGCGCCGGGAACAUCGCGCCGGAGGCGAGGGGCUUUGA
Manis javanica (Malayan pangolin) is the source of this 507-nucleotide messenger RNA. The record is from RefSeq and is a predicted model, not a curated record. NCBI's taxonomy places the organism in Eukaryota, Metazoa, Chordata, Mammalia, Pholidota, Manidae.